GCGGGGCGGGGCGGGGCGGCGCCUCCCGCGCAGGGCUCGGCGGGAGCUGCAGGAGGUCCGCGUCCCCCUCGGCCGUUGGCCCGGCGAGGGCUGAGGCAGCGCUGACCGAGAUAGCGCCGCGGCCCCUCGGCGCGGAGCAUGGCGGCCACCGGAGCGGCACCGAGGCCCCAGCCCGCCUCGGCGGCCGGAGGGGGUUUGGUAGUUAACUGGUCAGGUCAAGGAUUGCAAAAGCUGGGUCCAGCCUUACCCUGUGAUGCUGAUACUCACACUCUGAUUCUGGACAAGAACCAGAUAAUUAAAUUGGAGCACUUGGAGAAAUGCAGGAAUCUGAUGCAGCUGUCUGUAGCCAACAAUCGUUUGGUACGAAUGAUGGGUGUAGCAAAACUGACAAAGCUCCGUGUGCUAAACUUGCCUCAUAAUAGCAUUGGGUACGUGGAAGGGCUGAAGGAUUUGGUGCACCUGGAAUGGCUAAACUUGUCAGGAAAUAACCUUAAGGCCAUUGAACAAAUCAAUUCCUGUGUAUCUCUUCAGCAUCUUGAUUUGUCAGACAACAACAUAUCUCAAUUGGGAGAUCUCUCCAAGCUCCUGUCUCUGAAGACCUUGUUGCUGCACGGAAAUAUUAUAACUUCACUUCGUACUGCCCCUGUUUGUCUACCUCAGAAUCUGACUGUUUUUUCUUUGGCGGAAAAUGAAAUCAGAGAUUUAAAUGAGGUUUCUUUCCUGGCUUCUCUUUCUCAACUGGAACAGUUGUCAAUAAUGAACAAUCCUUGUGUGAUGGCCACACCUUCUAUCCCUGGCUUUGACUACAGGCCGUAUAUCGUCAGCUGGUGUCUGAACCUUAAAGUUCUUGAUGGAUAUGUAAUUUCUCAGAAGGAAAGUUUAAAAGCAGAAUGGCUCUACAGUCAAGGUAAAGGAAGAUCAUACCGACCUGGGCAGCAUGUUCAGUUAGUCCAGUACUUGGCUACUGUUUGCCCUCUUAUAUCUACAUAUGGUCUCCAGACUGAAGAGGAUGCCAAACUGGAAAAAAUACUGAGUAAGCAAAGGCUCCACCAGAGGCAGCUGAUGAAUCAAAACCAAAAUGAAGGACCACCUACAUCUCCCACUCCCAACAAAACACUACCAGUUACUUAUGAACAGAGCAGUCCAGCACAGCCACCACAGAUAGUUCUUGAAAGUGAACGUGUCAUCCAGAAGAAUUCUUGGGUUGGACCAAGUGCGAAUGAUGAUCAUUCCUAUGCAGUCAAGAACACUUUUCUUCUUGAAAGAGAUUGUCACAAGGAGCUAUACCUCGAAGAUAUACAGACUGAUGAAGACAAACUCAACAGCAGCCUGUUGUCGUCAGAGUCUACUUUCAUGCCAGUUGCUUCAGGAUUGUCUCCGGUGUCUCCUACUUCAGACCUGAAGUUACAUGGGAUCAGUUUGGGCCUAGAAGAUGAUGAUAGUACAGUUAUUGAAUUUGUGAAAGGUGUUAAUAGAGAAGAAACAGCUAACAAGGACAAGAAACCUUCAUGGGUUACAAGAGAGCACUCUAACGAAGUGGCGGGAAGCGUGGAAAUUCAAGAGAGUAUCAUAGAGAAUGUGCAGGUACCGUCUCCUGAUCCAGUAACAGCUAAUCAUGCUGACGCUAGCAACUCUUUGGCAUCCUCUGAAGACCAAGUUCUGCAUGGUCAGCCCAGCACCUCAGUAGGUGCUGAAUCAGGAGUUACAACUCGCUGUCCUGACGAGACGGCAGGAGAAAAAUCAGGUUCUUUACCUGCUGUUGAUGAAGGUGCAGCUGAACUGCAAAGAAUGACUAAAGCAGCUACAAAGCUUCAAGCCUGCUGGAGGGGAUUUUACACAAGGAACUUUAAUCCCCGAGCCAAGGAAGUGAGAUAUGAAAUUCGCCUAAGCAGAAUGCAAGAGCACAUCAUUUGCUUAACAAAUGAAAUACAAACGCUUAGAAAAGAAAGAGAGGAAGAUAAGAUUCAAAGGCUUGUACAGGAAGAAGCUGUCAGAUUUCUUUGGAACCAGGUUAAAUCCCUUCAACAAUGGCAGCUUACUGUUACACAAAAUGUAGGUGCCACUUGGCAACCUGGGAUCCCUUCAGCCAGUAAUUCCUGUCCAUCUGAACCAUCUGUUCGAGCAUCUACUCUUGAGCAAGAAACCCCACCAGAUGUUAGUUCUGCUUGGUUAGUUCCAGCUAGUGAUGUUCUUCAGGAAAAGUCUUGGUUACAGUUCCCGGAUUCUGGUUUUCAUUCUUCUGUGGCUGAUCAGACUCAUGCUGACUUGUGUAGCUCUGAAAAGGGUUUGACAGAAGGAACUGAGGGUUCUCUUUUGGUGGAAACUGUCAAACAAUGUGGCAAUAAUAAUUCAGAAUAUUCUUCAGAUGUAGAGGAGGGCCAUGGGGAAUGUGGACAAAGUAGAGAGAGCUCUAAUAACGAGCACGACAACAGACUUCUACAACAGUAUUUGAAAUCUGUUCAGCAGCUGGAAGAGUCUGAUGAAGGGACAAAUUGCAAUGAUGAAACAGAGGGUAGCUGGCCACAAAUUGCUGUUUCAGCAGAGAGCCAAGAUUCUUCAUCUGACAUGCUCUCUGUAGAUCUCCCUCAAAGUACAUCUUCACCGGCACGAAGUGAAGUGAGUCAGACACCAGAAAGCUGCAAGCUGAAUUCAGGAAUAGGUGAAGGGAAGCAAACAGACUGUGAUUCUUCAUUUCAGAUGCUGCAUGUUGGGAUAGCUGUAUAGUAGGAUCAGUUCCACUAAGGACCAGGGAUUCGAUUUCAGUUUCCUUUCUUUUUCUUUUUUUCAUGUAUACAAAACUUAUUUUUCAUGUGUGCUUAGGUUUGUGUUUUUUUUUUUUUUUUUUUUUGGACUCAUGUUAACAAUGUUAUAAUGGCAUUUUACUAACGUUGCUGAGGACUGAUGUGAACCGUGCUAACAUGAAAUCACCAAAGUUCUCAGUGACUAUCAUUAUGCACUUUAUUUUCAACCACGUAACUGAUAUCCUAGUAACUUGCUUCCUUGAAAUUAAUUCUGAAGUUUGGGGAGCAGAGGAGAGAGUUUACUGUGAAUUCACUACAGUGAAUGUGUUAGUAAGUCUUUUUUUAUUUUUAUUUUUCUAGAAAACAGGACCAAGUCCUUACUUCACAAAAAGAAAGAAACAAUAUGGAAAGAAACAGUUAACACAGGCAGUGUGUGUGCAUUUGUGGAUUAAAUUUGAUGAGAAAGAUGAAAGCAGUUGCGUUUGACUUUAACGAGAAUACUUUAGUCAGGGUUUCAAAUACUCGUUCCAUGAAACUGGUGUCCAAGUCAGUGACUUCUUUUUGUCUUUUACUUGAAGUUCCUGGCUUGGAAUCUGAUGAGUUACAUGGAUUCUGAAACAAGGACUUAGAGGAGUCAGACCUUAGGAAACUUCAAACAAACUUUGGCCUUUGUUUUCCCUGAGGUUGAAUUUCCCUGUUCUUUCUCAGGUAAGACGCAAAGUGGAACCAGUAGCAGCCUUUACUAAAUAAGAGUUUCAAAAGGGCAUGUAUCUGGGAACAUGGUUUCCAAGACUACACUGCUGGCUUACAGCAGCUGACUCGAUGACAUGUUUUGCCUCCACGAGGCUGCUAAUGUCAUUUUGGGAUUCAGAUCUGCAUGGCUUUCUGGACGUGUAUUUGAUCACAGCUCCUACCUACAGGUGUAAAUAUUAAAAGCAAAUGUCAUGACUUAAAACUAUUUUUUGAGUUCUCUUGGUGUUUUUGUUCGUGUUUGUUUUGCUUUGUUUUUCUGCAAGCAAUAGGACUUGUAUUUUGCCCAAGCCCAUUUAAUUUGUAUUUUUUAUUUUUUUAAUGGAAAAGAUCAGGCUUCUCAGUAUACAGCAAAAGUGUGAAGGGAAAUUUCGUCUGCCAAGCAAUUUGUAACAGAUGCUAGUAAAAUAAAAAUUGACAUGAUUUCUAGGGGUAUGUUAGGUUUGCUAAUACUGUGUUUUGCAUUGUGCAAGAAAAAUCAAGUGUUUCAACAGUUUGCUGAUGUUAAUUUCUCUGAGAUCAAUCGUGCCAAUCGUACAAGUACGUUUGCAUAUAACAACACUUUGAAUCCACAGAUGAACUUUUGGUGCUACUGUGUCCUUGAAAUCAACUAGUGUUGUUCUAAAGUGACUCUUCUGGCCAUGUUACGAUAUCAUAAUUUGAUUUUUGUAAAAGCUUUGGUUGCUUGUCUAUUUUAGGUUCUGAGCUGAAGUUUACCCCUACUAAGGAGUUUGGCAUGAGGCCAGUAUCCACUUGAGGCCUCAAAAUAGCCUUUAUUUAGAACGUAAAUGGUGUAUUGGAGUUCUACCAGCCAUCAGCCCUGUGGUGCAGUUCACCUUGGAAGAAUAAAGCUUGCCUCUGCAUAUAGAGUAGCCAUCAUCUUUGUGGUUUUUUAUUUUACUUCCCAGAAGUUCUAGGGCACUAACUUCUCAAGAGAGCUGUCAUUGCAGUCUGGCUGACGAUUGACUGCAUUGCAUACGUGACAGCAUUUAAAAAAAAAGUGGUAUAUGCUUAAAUUGCAGGUUUUCUAACUUGAUCUAGUUAACAGCAUAUUAGUGGCAUAACCAUAUUCAUAACUAGAUCUUAGGACAUACGUGCUUGGGUAUUGAAAGUGCUAUAGGUGCAUGAAUGUAUCACAGCAUCUAAUUAGCUGUGCGAAGUAACAUAUAGGCUCCUGGCCAUAACCUUGUCCUUGGAAGGUUCUCAAGAUGCAUUUGAAUCUCCUAUGCUUGGAGAUCUCUUCAUUUCAUAGGAUUUGGCUCCUUGACCAUCAGUCUGUUACAAAGAUGCCAUACAAGCUUUUAAAGAUCUCAUUAUAACCUUUUUUUUUUUUUUGACAGAAAUUAUUUCCGUCUGUGAAACAAUUUUUGAACUGUAGGUUUUGAAGGCAGUGGCUAGGCAUAAAGAACAAGCUCCCUUUUGUGGCAGGGUGCUGGACUAGCAUAUGCAAGAGCUGGGAAAAGCUAGACCACUGUUGGAUGAAAAUGUUUCACUUACUGAAGAUACUGAUGGGCGAUAAAUAUUCUGCUACUUUGUAUUAGUGUCACUUUCUCUGCAGCAUUAGAGGAGGAACAACUUCAAUUUUGCAAGUGUUGAAGGAUGCAAACUUGGUGAAACUAGUAUUUCAUGGAAAACCUAGAAUUUCUUGACAUGUUCUGUAUUAUUAGGGCUUACAAAUGCAAGAAGAUUAAUUUUAACUAAUGCUUAGGUCAGCCGUUGGCUUUUUUUAACUUGUAACCUCUAUAUCCAAAAUCAGCUUUUUGAAGAGACAGCAAAAUGUGUACCAACAUAUAAUCAUAUUUGUCUUACUCUUGAGGAAGCUUUGAAAUAUCAGAGACUUGUUCUGAUAAGUAUAUUUCUUAUGUAUAAGAUCAGUUGCCUAAAUGUACAUAAAUCAAAGAAAGAAGUUUUGGGUCAGUAUUUAUGGAGUUAAAAGUAAUGUUUACAUGGCUAAAAUAUUUUCAUCCUGGCCAUUGCAAUACAUACAGGGGUAUACAUAAUACAUAACAAGGGGUACAGUGGAAAAAUAAGUAAUCAAAUUUGAUGUGUACUUAAAAAUGGCUUCUUUAAAUCCAUUUUGUGCUCUCAGAGAAUCAGUAUAUGGAAAUGCAGUAGUUUAAUAUAUAGUUUACGUUUACUCUUUUUUGUCUAAGUAUGUAGUAUUUUUCCAUGGAUAGCAAUGUACAGUUCCCUUUGGACAAGAUGGAGAUUUCAUAAAAAAAUCAGAAGGCCUGAUGUAUGAAAAUCCCUGUCUGAAAUUUUCCUGUGUUAAUAUUGUAUGUCUUUCAGCAUUUGGCUUUUGCAAGGCUUCACAUUCAACAGAAGAAUGUACUUUGUAGAAGGAAAGCUUGUGUUUCUGCCAUGGACUGACUGACCUUCCAGUGCUGAUGGAAGAGAUUAGUAAUGGUUACUUGUCAGGCAGUGUCUGCUGUGCUGUGAGUACAGUUUAAGUGCUUCAUUAACUUGCUUUGUAAAGACCGGCUAAAUGUAGCUCAGACUGACUGUUCAGAAUGAUAAACUGACACAACUGAUUUUUGUCCUUAAUGAAGUAGUUGGCACAUACAAACCUUUCUCAGUUAGUCUGUGGCAGACAUGACUCUCUUACCUGCUCUCUUGAAGGUGGGCACAAGGAGGAAGCUGGAAGUGCAUUUAUAUUUGACUUCAGGUUGAAUCUUUAUUGAUGGUAACAUCAACUCUCUUAUGAUUAUUUCAGGUUUCUACCAAGUAUGUUUAUAGCUUACAGAUAUUUCAAUCUUCCAUGUAAUGAAGAAUGCAAUUUUUCUACUGUAUGUAAUGAUUGAUAGAUACUGUUUAGAUGGUAGUUUGAAAAGUAGAACAUUAAUGAAGAAUAUUAAUGAAGCAGGCAUGCUCACAUUUUAUAUUUCAAAUUUGUGUUUAAGGUAUUUGGAUUGUAUUGAUUUCUCUGUAUGUUAAAUAACUUCUCAGAUGAAAAACACAAGGCGAUGCUUCGUUAAUGAAAGUAGGUAAACUUCCGUUUCUGCCUUCUUCCAUGAAAUGUGCUCUAAUGGUCACAGCGCUGUUCUUCAAACCUCUCACUUAAAAUUUAGCUGCUGAAUUAAUGCAGUGACUAACAUUUUAUUGUGAUGACUAUUCCUGUGUGGUGCUAUUUUGUAAACAACAUAAGCAUGUGUUGCAAGGAUGGGAUAUUCAGAAGGUUCUGAAGGCUGGCUUGAUUCUGCUUUUGUUUACUUAAAAGAAGCAGGGUCAUACUUAACUUGAGUGCUUGCGAACUGGCUGUCUAAAUCAGGAUUGAUCAUAUUUACAUCUUCAGAAGUGUUCUUAUACCACAAAGCAAGAAGCGAUUAAGAUUCCAAAUCUGCUGUUGCUUCUAGAACACAAAUAUCUUAAAGCAAAUACUUGAGAAAGUCUUUGCUAAACUAAAUUGUGGAAGUCUAGUAGUUUGUUUAUGUUUAAGUUCCUUAAACAACCACAGGCUCUACUGCUUGCAUGCAGCAAUUUAAAUAAUGCACUUAGCAGCCAGUCUGUCUGUAUAUACAAUUUUUUUCCCCGAAUAAUGUUGUAUGUUAAUUGAACUUGCAAAUUGUUUUUUUAUGAAUUUGUAAAUAUUGUCUGAAGAAUUCCAAGUUUAGUUUCUACUUGUAAGAGGUUGUUUGAACAAUAAAACAGUAUUCAUUAAGAAAGGUGCUUUAUCUCUUGGAAAGUGCCACACCAAAUUUUAUUGUGCGAGUUAGGAGCUCUCAAUAAGAAACUUCUUUUAUGGCUUCAUUACAUUUAUAAGUAGAUGGGCCAAAUUCACUUGUAGCAUAAUUCUCCUGAACUAAGUUUUGCUGAGUCUUUCACCAGUAGUAUUCUACCUCUAAACUAGAAUCUGGAAAAAAAAAAGAACAAUUAGGCAUUGAUUUGUCUUUCUAUUUCUCACCAUUUUCUGUGAAGAACGGUGGGUAGUUAAAUUGGUACAGUUAAUGUUUUCUAUAAGUGUUUAAAUUUCUGAACUUAUUGUUUCUUAUAUAUUUUGUUUGUAUCUGAGUUUUGACUUAAAUAAAUUAUUUGUAUGUUUACC
Cygnus olor (mute swan) is the source of this 7533-nucleotide messenger RNA. RefSeq names its product centrosomal protein 97 (gene CEP97). The coding region runs from base 139 to 2724 and encodes 861 amino acids. The transcript has 11 exons. Gene Ontology annotation, molecular function: protein binding. The record is from RefSeq and is a predicted model, not a curated record. NCBI's taxonomy places the organism in Eukaryota, Metazoa, Chordata, Aves, Anseriformes, Anatidae.